CUCUCUCUCUCUCUCUCUCUCUCUCUCUCUCUCUAACGUCUCGGCGGAUUAUAUAUAUUUCUACUGUUAUUUAAACUAAUUUGUUGCGAUUGAAGCAUUACAUCUUGGUAGGGGUUUGUAAUUAAAGAGAAGAAGAAGAAGAAGAUAUGUUGGGAAUUUUAAGGGCAAAAGUUGCUUGCAGAGGCGUUCCUGCUUCGGGUUUGGAGCAAGGAAUUCGAGUAAUUGCGUCCCGGGCUUUUUCUUCCUCAGCGAAGCAGAUGACUGUACGUGAUGCUUUAAAUUCAGCACUUGAUGAAGAGAUGUCUGCUGACCCCACAGUGUUUAUAAUGGGUGAAGAGGUUGGUGAGUAUCAGGGUGCGUAUAAGAUCACGAAAGGGCUUUUGGAUAAGUAUGGUCCUCAGAGGGUCGUUGACACGCCCAUCACUGAGGCCGGGUUUGCUGGAAUUGGAGUUGGUGCGGCGUAUCACAGUCUAAGGCCUGUAAUUGAGUUCAUGACUUUUAACUUCUCAAUGCAGGCCAUUGAUCACAUCAUAAAUUCUGCUGCAAAAUCGAAUUACAUGUCUGCUGGUCAGAUAUCAGUGCCCAUUGUUUUCAGAGGCCCAAAUGGUGCUGCUGCUGGUGUUGGUGCUCAACAUUCUCAGUGCUAUGCAGCAUGGUUUGGUGCAUGUCCAGGUUUAAAGGUACUGGCUCCAUAUUCUUCGGAAGAUGCUCGUGGUCUGCUUAAAGCUGCAAUAAGGGAUCCAGAUCCUGUUGUCUUCCUCGAAAACGAGUUGCUAUACGGUGAAUCAUUUCCAGUUUCUGCCGAAGUUCUCGAUUCCAGUUUCUGCCUUCCUAUUGGGAAAGCUAAGAUAGAACGUGAAGGAAAGGAUGUAACAAUCACUGCUUUUUCAAAGAUGGUCGGCUACGCUCUUCAGGCUGCUGACAUUCUCGCCAAAGAAGGAAUCAGCGCCGAGGUAACCGAAACCAUUCACUUAAUAUUUUAUGUUUCAGUUGAAGACAUUGUCCGUGCAGCAAAGAGAACCUGUUACAGAUCGGUUCCGUUGGCUGCAACUGCUUAG
Erythranthe guttata (spotted monkey flower) is the source of this 1058-nucleotide messenger RNA. NCBI's taxonomy places the organism in Eukaryota, Viridiplantae, Streptophyta, Magnoliopsida, Lamiales, Phrymaceae. The record is from RefSeq and is a predicted model, not a curated record.